ACCAAGAAAAUCGAAAACACCGACUCGAAUAACUCAGUGCUGCGGCGUUUUCCAUAACAGAAAACACCGACAUAGGAAUACCCGUCAUUUGUCCCCUCCCGAUUCCCCUUGAGAUUUCCACUCUUACCGCACCAACAGUCCACAAUUUUGCUGAUGCGUAUUAUCCUAUCUUCUUCUUAUCCAAAUUCUCUCAUCUUUCUCGCAUUUUAUCCCUUACUAAUCUAUCUCCUCUAGUAUCUUCACACCACAAUAAAUUACCCAUAAAUCAUAGAUUACCCGUUAUUUCCAGAAACCCAUUCUCCACCUUUCAUGUCCUUUUCAAUCUUUAUCUAAAAAUCUUGGGUUCAAUUUAUCUCCUUCCUCUUCUUAUUAUCUUCCUUGCCUCCCUCUUUUUUUUUUCCUUUUCCCUUGGACCUUUCUGGGUAAUCGAUUUAUCGGUUUUAUUUCUUUGUACUUUUUUUUUUUUUGGUUAAUUGAUACAGGUGUAGGUAUGGUGUUAGUUGAGGCAUUUAUGGAGAUUCUUGACAGACCCACGAUAGGUGCAGUAUUUGUAGAGAUUAUGAUGUUUCUUGGUCCAGUUUGGAUUGCAUUUCUUGUGGGUAUUACGGUGGGAUGGAUUUGGAAACCUAAAUGGGCUACCUGGAAGAAUUGUAAAUUUGAUUUUUCAGCACCUUCUUCCCCCAAUGUUUUGGUUCCUUCUACCUCCAAAGGCUUGGAAUUAAUCGAACCCCAGAACUUUCAGUCCUCUAAGGCUCCCACCCCUAGUUUUUGUUCUUAUGUGGAUGCUGGCUCAGAGAUUGAACAAUUUGACAGUGGUCCAUCGCAGCUGAAUACUUUACCAAUAUCAGAUGAAGAUUUGGAUCAGUUAUGGCAUCUUGUUGAGAGGAAAGACGGAGGCCCUCCGUGGAAACACAUGAUGGAUCAUUCUACCCCUAAUAUGAGCUAUCAAGCAUGGCAGCGUGAUCCAGAGACUGGCCCCCCUCAAUAUUGCAGCCGAACUGUCUAUGAGGACGCAACACCUGAAUUAUUGAGGGACUUCUUUUGGGAUGAUGAGUUCCGAGUGAAGUGGGACGACAUGCUUGUUCAUGCAGAAACGAUAGAAGAGUGCCCCACAACAGGAACAAUGGUAGUGCAUUGGGUUCGAAAAUUCCCAUUUUUCUGCAGCGACAGAGAAUAUAUAUUUGGUCGUCGAAUAUGGGAGUCAGGAAGGUCAUAUUAUUGUGUAACAAAGGGAGUGCCAUGUCCUACUAUUCCCAGGAAGGACAAACCAAGACGUGUUGACUUGUACUAUUCAAGUUGGUUCAUUCAAGCUGUGGAAUCAAGGAAAGGAAAUGGCCAGCUGACUGCAUGUGAGGUGCUUCUCUUCCAUUACGAAGAUAUGGGCAUCCCAUGGGAAAUCGCAAAAUUUGGGGUGAGGCAAGGUAUGUGGGGGGCUGUAAGAAAGAUUGAACGUGGGCUUCGUUCCUACCAGAAAUCAAGAGCAUCUAACGCGAAGAUCACUCACUUUGCUUUAAUGGCCCAAGUAAAUACGAAAAUUGAUCCAGAAUAUUUGAAGUCAACAGAUGGGGAUGAGGAAUCAUCAGGGACUGAACUACAGGUUUCACCUGCAAAACGUGAGGGCAGUAUAAACAUACCAAAGCUACUUAUCAUUGGCGGAGCUUUGUUUGUUGCUUGUACCCUUGACCAAGGGAUCAUACCUAAGGCACUUUUGUUUAAUUUAGCGAAAAGGUUUGGAAAUAUAGGAAAAAGAGCAAGUCCAAGGCCAUGACCGAUCAUUUCACUUGUACAAUGAUUUUGUUGUACAUAACCUAAUUUUUUUUUUCCUUUUAGUAUAGUUAGUGAUCGAUAAAAGCAAUGACUUUUACAUGUAACACAAGCAGAGUAUUAUUGAUCAAUACAAGCGCAGCACAAAUGUUAUCAUCUGUUUUACCCGA
This is a messenger RNA of Solanum dulcamara, 1934 nucleotides long. RefSeq lists its product as uncharacterized. The record is from RefSeq and is a predicted model, not a curated record. The coding region runs from base 491 to 1768 and encodes 425 amino acids. NCBI's taxonomy places the organism in Eukaryota, Viridiplantae, Streptophyta, Magnoliopsida, Solanales, Solanaceae. Gene Ontology annotation, molecular function: lipid binding. The transcript has 6 exons.